This is a messenger RNA of Alternaria incomplexa, 1020 nucleotides long. RefSeq lists its product as uncharacterized. The record is from RefSeq and is a predicted model, not a curated record. The transcript is spliced from 3 exons. Bases 1 to 1020 code for a protein of 339 amino acids. Lineage: Eukaryota; Fungi; Ascomycota; Dothideomycetes; Pleosporales; Pleosporaceae.
AUGACCACACCAUCAAGUGCUGUCAGCCCUGGCGAUAGCCUGCAGAAUACAUCAGAUGUUCAAUCCACCCUUGCAGCUACGAACGAUGACUCUAUCUUCGGUAGUGGGUAUUACAAUGGAGAGUCACUUGAGUCCCACGAUGAGGCAGUUGACCUCCAGAACAAGAGAAAAAUUACCGAUCCUGACCUCGAAAUCGUUACGAUCGACAGGAAGUACGAUCUGACCCUGAUCGUAGGGUCUCCUGAGCACGUUGGCGGUCAAAAGGCCUAUCAAGUCAACAAAGGCCUACCUGCAACGCUGUCGCAGCAGGAGCUGGUACAGAUUGCAAUCUUGUCCGACAAGUACGACCUCGAGCGUCUCCUACAUGCUGCAGCCGAGUUGAAGAACUGGAUCCAACAACACAAAGACGGCGGCGUGUCUUGGCCUUCCGACAUCGAUCUUCAAGACUUCACGAUGAUUACGGCCGCGUUCGGGCUCACGGCUGACUACGAAUACCUGGUCAAUAAGCUGGCCAUGGAGAUCUCCAUCGAUAAAGACAAGCGUUACUGCGUGGUACACGAUGAUAAGUUGGUGCAUGUCCGAGCUGACUUCCCCGCCCGUAUCCAAUCUCAAGCUAGUCAAGUCCGUACUGUGGUGCUCCAAGAGCUUCUCCAGACGUGCAAAACCGCCUUGCAUAACACUUUCACCAAGGAUGUCGGCAAAUGUGGAUCAAAACUUUGCCCAUUGACCCAAUUUGGCUUGGCAACUAAAGCAUUGGAUGCUGCAAAACUUUAUCCACUUCCUGAAAACGAUUCGUCGAUGGAUCUCAGUGUCUUGGCAUAUUGGGCCUUGUUGAAUAAUACCGGAACCGACUAUGAUGGUCUCCUACCAGCCCGCUGUCGGGCCGCAAAACUCAACUGCGUAGGAGACUACGGUAUUCUGAAGGAAGCUCGCGAGAUCAUCAGGCGCUACGCCCAUCAGGAUCUAUGGGCCGCAUGGAAGGCUGUACGUAUGCGUCCUUUAACUAAGACGUCCGACUAA